CAAGCGGGGCGCGCGGCGCUCGCUGAGGGAGGCGCGGGGAAGGGGCGCGGACGGGGGGAACGGGAGGGAAGGAGGCUCCGAACGCGCCCGUCCCACCCCGCUUUCCCCUCGGGGAGUCGUGCCGGCGAGCCCCUCAGUGCCCGGAGCUGCCCUGUGCCCUCCGCGGCCGCUCCCGGUGCUCGCUGCCCGCCGCGCGUCCCUGCGUGCCCCGAGGGGUUCCUGAAGCGGAUCGGGUCACACACAUCAAGUGUCGUAAUCGCCAGGAGGUUUGGGAACGGGCUUGCUGGAGCUGCCUGCCGGCAGAGCCAUGGAGGACUUGGAAAAUAAUACCACUGUCUUCUCCACCCUGAGAUCCCUCAACAACUUCAUUUCACAGCGAAUGGAGGGAGUGUCUGGGCUGGCUACACCUGGAUCUUCUCAAAGCUCCUUACAGAUGCAGUACCAGCAGAGGAUGCAGCUGGAGGAACAAGCUGGGCAGAUCCACUCCAAAUCCCAGCUGCUGCAGGUGGAACGGGAGAAGAUGCAGAUGGAGCUGAGCCACAAACGAGCUCGCAUCGAGCUGGAGAAGGCAGCCACUACCAAUGCCAGGAAUUAUGAGCGAGAGGCUGAUCGUAACCAGGAGCUGCUCACGCGCAUAAAGCAGUACCAGGAAAGGGAAACAGAGGCUGAAAAUAAACUGAAAGAACAAAUGGAGAUGAACAAAUCUUACAAGAAGAGCAUGGAGACAAUGAGUAAGAAGCUUCAAGAGAAGGAGAAUAAAUUAGCUGAAGCUAAUGAAACAAUCACUGUAUUAAAAGGGAAAAUAUCAGAGCUGCAAUGGAAUAUAAUGAACCAAGAGAUGCAGAUGACAAGCCAAGACUCUCAGAAGCAGGAACUGAUGGAGCAGCUGGAUGUUGAAAAAAAGAAAUGGCAGGAGGCAAGUCAGCAAAUCCAAACACUGCAAGCAAGCCAGUCCUUACUGACAGAAUAUGAACAGAAGAUUAAGGAUCUGGAGCAGAAGUUGUCCCAGCAGGAACAUGAUGCUGUAAUUGUCAAGAACAUGAAGGCAGAACUGGCUCGUUUCCCAAAAAUGGAGCGUGAAUUGCGUCAGCUAAGGGAGGAAAAUGCCUACUUCAGGGAAAUGAAAGAAAACAAUGGUUUGCUUAAAGAGGAAGUAGAAGGUCUCCAAAGAAAGCUGGAACGCUACGAGAAAGUCCAAGCACAGCUAGUGACUGUGGAAUUGGAAAAUGAGAAACUUCUGGGAAAAUUGCAAAGCUGGGAGAAACUGGAUCAGAGCACUGGCUUAAAUAUCAGGACACCUGAUGAUCUCUCGAGGCAAAUUGUGGCCCUGCAGCAGCGGGAGCUUGCCCUGAAAGAGCAGAAUUCCACCUUCAUGAACAGUGCCCGGAUGCUGGAGAAGGCCCGGCAGCAGCUGCAGGAGGAAAUCCUGUGUGUCCAGAGCCAGCUCUUGGAUGAGAAGAAGAAACGGGAGCACCAGGAAGCGUUGGUCAGGCGGCUGCAGAAACGCGUGGUGCUCCUCACCAAGGAGCGUGACGGGAUGCGGGCGAUCCUGGAGUCGUACGACAGCGAGCUGACCCCGGCCGAGCACUCGCCGCAGCUGAGCCGCCGCAUGCGCGAGGCUGAGGACAUGGUGCAGAAGCUGCACACUCACAACACCGAGCUGGAGGUUCAGCUGUCUCAGGUUCUGGAAGAAGUGGGAAACCACAAGCAAAGAGCAGAGAUGCUGGAGGUGGAGAUGAAGGUCCUGAAGUCUCAGCAGUGCACGGCUGAGCAGAGCACUGUCAUCACCAAGGAGGAGGUGGACACACUCAGGCUGAAAAUUGAGGAGCUGGAAGCUGAGCGCAGCAAGCUGGCAGAGGAGAACAGAUCUCUGGAAAUGCAGCUGGAGAAGCUCACUCUGCAGGGUGACUACGACCCCAGCAGAACCAAAGUUCUCCAUUUCAGCAUGAACCCGCUGAGUUUGGCCAAGCAGCAGCGCAAGGAGGAGCAGCAGCAGCUGCAGGAGGAGUGUGAAAGGCUGCGGGAGCUGGUGCGGGUGCUCAAAGGAGGCGGCUCCGUCUCCGGCAAUCUGGAAGGAGUUGGGGGUUUUCAGUCCCCACAAGAAGUUGCAGAGCUGAAGAAGCAAGUGGAAAGUGCAGAACUGAAAAACCAGCGCCUGAAAGAAGUUUUCCAGACCAAGAUCCAGGAGUUCCGCAAGGUGUGCUACACGCUCACGGGGUACCAGAUCGACAUCACCACGGAGAACCAGUACAGGCUCAGCUCCAUCUACGCCGAGCACCAGGGGGACUGCCUGCUUUUCAAGGCCUCCAGCUCCUCUGGUGGAAAAAUGCAGCUUCUGGAAACGGAGUUCUCACGAACCAUCCGGGAGCUCAUCGAGCUCCACCUGCUGCGCCAGGACAGCAUCCCAGCCUUCCUCAGCGCCCUCACCCUCGACCUCUUCAGCCGCCAGACCAUUGCUUAGUGUCCCACCGCCAGCUGCCAGCCAGGGUUUGGCCCUCCUGGGCAGGACACUUGAGGUAGCAAGGAAAAAUUCUCCUGUUCACCAGCCUUUAUUUGUGGUUUUGGGUUGUUUCUGUUUUGCAAGGAACUCCUUCUUCCCCCUUCUUUCAUGCUGAGUCACAAAUCCCACCAAUUCUCUGAAAAGCAUAGUUUUCCUCCUGUGAGAGGGCAAGUCUAGCUCCAUCCCAGGGCUCUCCUGUGACAGGAUGCAAUCCCUGCCUUUGAACUGGGCCAUGUGUUCAUCACUACCCAGAUUCUCUGUCUGGGAAUAUGGUGGGAACUGCUGGUGUGAGGAGCCCCAGCAUCACCAUUCACAGCUUUUCCCAAAAGGAUUCCCUAAAUCUGAGCCCUAACAAAGAGACAAACCAGCAUCAGGCUGGUGCUUCCUGCAUGGUUGUCCUCUUCUAAUGGCAGCCAAGGGCUUGGUCCUUGAGGACAGAGACCCAGGGAAAGUCUCUUGCUCUUGCAAACAUCUCGUCACUCAGCAAGUUUGAAAUCAUUUUUAAGAUAUCAGUGACCUGAGUCUGCCAUCACUCAUCAGACAAGCACAAACAUAAAUGGCCAUCUGAAACUCCUAUACCUGUGCUGACACCUCUGUGGCUCAGUCACUGCCAUGCUUCUGGUUCCUUACUGAGGAAUCAAAACUCUCUCUUACUGAGACUUUAGGGCUCUUGGUUAUCUCAGGUCUGUAGAAAGUAGAAAGGAGCAGUUUGGGCUCCAUUGUGUUCAAUGCUGGUGGCUUUAGCCUGCUGCCUGCCACCACCCUGUGGGUGUCUGUCUUGGGAGGUCUCCUUCCUCCUCCCCUCCAUGGGGAGUGGAGCGUCCCCAGAAGUCUGACACUUUGUGUUAUAAUGGAUGUAGUGCUUUUGUCAUAACAAUAAAUUGCCACUGCCCAAA
Messenger RNA from Taeniopygia guttata (zebra finch), 3396 nucleotides. RefSeq names its product mitotic arrest deficient 1 like 1 (gene MAD1L1). Gene Ontology annotation, biological process: attachment of mitotic spindle microtubules to kinetochore; mitotic spindle assembly checkpoint signaling. The record is from RefSeq and is a predicted model, not a curated record. NCBI's taxonomy places the organism in Eukaryota, Metazoa, Chordata, Aves, Passeriformes, Estrildidae. Gene Ontology annotation, cellular component: kinetochore; mitotic spindle; nuclear envelope.